CAAAAUCAAAGCCGCCAUAAAGACAGUGAUGUGGAACUCUGUUUUGUAUGUUUCUCCAUGAAUCACACUUCAGAGAAGGAUACAAAGCACUCACCUGAAAAUUCAGUUAACCAUUUUUUGUGACAAAAAAAUAAGAGAGCGAAAGAGAAAUGACACAAAACGGCGUCGUUACAGGAGGAGGAGGUCGUACUGUUGUGGUGGGUGUGAAGUUCGAUGCGACGAGCAGUGAUCUGCUGGACUGGGCUUUGGUUAAGGUUGCUGAACCGGGAGACACCGUAAUCGCUCUUCACAUUCUCACCAAUGGCGACUCUUCGUUUCUCUCCCUUGUUAAAACUGAAGACUCUGUUCUUGAAGCUUAUGAAGGUUUCUGCAAAUUGAAAAAUAUUGAGCUGAAGUUGAAACUAUGCCAGGGCUCCUCUACUCGAAAGGUUUUAGUUAGAGAAGCAAAGUUAUGUCAUGGAUCCAAAGUUGUAGUUGGAGUUUCCAGAACUUGUAGCCACUCAUCUGUCUCAGUGGCUAAGUACUUAGCCAAGAAACUAUCUAAAGACUGCUUGGUUCUUGCUGUAGACAACGGGAAAGUCAUGUUUCAAAAAGAUGGUUCCUCAUUGAAAGGAAAAAGCAAUGCUGGUAGGAACGCUUUGACUAGCUUCUUUCAGAUGCAUAAGAACACCAAAGUAGUUAACAGUUGGGAGGAGGAGGAGGAUCGUUCCAAUGGCUGUAGUCUACGGCAAGCUUUAGUGUCUUCCUGUCUUGGGAAUCUCUCUGUUUGUGGAGAUCUAUCUAAAUCAUCUAGCUGUAAUGAUAAUGCUGAUGAUUUCCACAAAUCAAAAAUGGCCACUGAGCCAGUAAAAGUAGUUCCGGAAGAUUUGACCAGAUUCAUCACUAUGCUGGUAAAUGAACUGCCUGAGUUUAGACCAGGCUGGCCUUUGCUUUGUCGUGUCGCUUCUCCUGAUGUGUUGUUAGCUAAUGUUCCGAGAAGUUAUUCGUUCAGACAGAUACCAGUUGCACAGUGGGUCCUCAAGCUUCCCUCUAGAACCAAUUCUCUUGUUAGUACUAGUUCAGACACUAAGCAGUUGGACGCAACUGUUUCUGAUGGUAAUGAUUCUAUGAUUGUGAAGUUCUCUCCUGAGGGUCUUCAUGAGAGGUUCUCCACAUCUUGCCGAUCUUUUAAGUACAAGGAACUUGUUUCAGUCACAUCCAAUUUUUCUCCUGAUAAUUUCAUCGGAAAAGGAGGUAGCAGCAGGGUUUAUAGAGGCUAUCUUCCUAAUGGAAGAGAGGUUGCAGUGAAAAUUCUCAAGCAAACCAAAGGGGUCAUGAAGGAUUUUGUAGCAGAGAUUGAUAUCAUCACAACGUUAAACCACAAGAAUGUUAUUUCACUCUUAGGUUACUGUUUUGAAAACAAUAACCUCUUACUUGUAUACAAUUACCUCUCAAGAGGAAGCCUUGAAGAGAAUCUUUAUGGAAGCAAGAAAGAUCCGGUUGCAUUUCGUUGGAACCAGAGAUAUAAAGUGGCUGUGGGAAUAGCUGAGGCGUUGGAUUAUCUGCACAACAGUGCUCCACAACUUGUUAUUCACAGAGAUGUUAAGUCAUCAAACAUAUUAUUGUCUGAUGAUUUCGAGCCACAGCUUUCUGACUUUGGGCUUGCAAAGUGGGCAUCACUAUCUACAACUCAAAUCAUCUGCUCAGAUGUUGCAGGCACCUUUGGGUACUUAGCUCCAGAGUACUUUAUGUAUGGUAAGAUGAACAAUAAGAUAGAUGUGUAUGCAUACGGUGUUGUACUCCUCGAGCUUCUUUCUGGAAGAAAACCUGUUAAUAGCGAAUCUCCAAAAGCUAGAGAGAGUCUUGUUAUGUGGGCAAAAACACUUCUGGAUGAUAGAGAUUAUCUUCAGUUAUUAGACCCGAGUUUGCUUAAUGACUACAAUGGUGACCAGAUGGAGAUGAUGGCUUUAGCGGCCACUCUUUGUAUAAGACAUAACCCACAAUCUAGGCCAGAAAUGGGAAUGGUUUUAAAUCUUCUUAAAGGUGACGUGGAGAUGCUAAAAUGGGCAAAGGAGCAAGUUAGUAUUGGUUUAGAGGAUUCAAAGCUGCUCAAAGACGAGAAACUGAAGAGGUCUAACUUACAGUCACAUCUUAACGUAGCGUUCCUUGACAUGGAGGAGGACGAGUCUAUCUCCAUGAGAAGCAUGGAACAAGGGAUCUCUGUGGAGGAUUAUCUUAAAGGCAGAGAAAGCCGUUCAUCAAGCUUUCAUUGAGCUUGUUUUGUUUUCACAAUUGCAAAACUUUCUUAGUUGAGAUGGUGAAGACUCGCUUGGGACCUGUUUAGGGUUGUAAAUGCAACUUUUAUUUUUUUUGGGAUCUGUUUUGGAAAUAUUUCCUUUGUUGGGGCAAAAAUAGAAAUAAAAUAUGUGCAUACCUUGAUCCUAAUGGAUCAAAAUGAAUGGUCGUCUUUCACUGUCAUUUUCGAGGAUUAG
Molecule: messenger RNA, 2471 nt
Organism: Eruca vesicaria subsp. sativa (arugula)
Lineage: Eukaryota; Viridiplantae; Streptophyta; Magnoliopsida; Brassicales; Brassicaceae
Source: the annotation of a GenBank genome assembly